GGGCCGUCGCUUCCUCUCUCCCGGCCAUUGUAAGCCGGGCUGGAGGGCGGCAGGCGUUGUGGUGGUGGCGACGGCGGGGCAGGAGGAGGGAAUGAGCGAGGAGGAGGCGGAGGAGCCUUGCGGGAACGCGAGGAGCUGCGGCAGCUUCCCCAGUAUAGAGCAAAUGCUGGCGUCCAACCCCGGCAAGACCCCUAUCAGCCUGCUGCAGGAGUAUGGGACACGCAUAGGCAAAACGCCUGUCUACGACCUACUGAAAGCUGAGGGACAGGCGCAUCAGCCCAACUUCACUUUUCGCGUCACCGUUGGCGACAUCAGCUGCACCGGCCAAGGCCCUAGCAAAAAAGCAGCCAAGCACAAGGCAGCUGAGGUGGCGCUGAGGCUUCUGAAGGGAGGGAACAUGUUGGAGCCAGCCGCACUGGAGGAGAACAGCUCUCCUUUCUCUCUAGAGCCCUUGGCUCAGGCUGCUGCCACCACGGCCACCCCCCCAGUUGCCACGCCUGUAACCAUCCUGCCGGUUGCCUCUCCCAGCUCCCCGAUGGACCUGAAAUCACCGGUAUCACCACAGCAGUCGGAAUGCAACCCGGUUGGGGCCCUGCAGGAGCUGGUUGUGCAGAAGGGCUGGCGACUCCCCGAAUACACGGUCACUCAGGAGUCAGGACCUGCGCACCGCAAGGAAUUCACCAUGACCUGCCGUGUGGAAAGGUUCAUUGAAAUAGGCAGCGGCACUUCCAAAAAACUGGCCAAGCGCAAUGCUGCGGCGAAGAUGCUGGUGCGGAUCCAUAAUGUGCCUCUGGACCCACGAGAGGGCAGUGAGGCUGAAGUGGAGGAGGACCAGUUUUCUAUUAUUGCAGGAAGCAAACUGGACGGGGUGAGGGGCCGGGGGUCUGGCUGCACCUGGGAUUCUCUGCGCAACUCUGCGGGAGAGAAGAUUCUGCACCUCAAAAGCCACCCGCUGGCGGUGCUCAAUGCUGGCUUUUGCAGCCUCUUGCAGGAGCUCUCUGAAGAGCAGAGCUUUGAUAUCAGCUACCUCGAUAUUGAUGAGAUGAGCUUGAGCGGCCUGUACCAGUGCCUGGUGGAGCUCUCCACACAGCCGACGACAGUGUGUCAUGGCUCAGCCACUUCUCGCCAUGCCGCCCGCGCGGACGCUGCCCGCAAUGCCCUUCAGUACCUCAAAAUCAUGGCAGGGGGAAAAUGAGGGGCCUGACCACUGCUGAUGACUCAGAGCAACUCGGGCUUCCCAAGCAGCGCCGUGUCCGUCUUCCCGCCUGCUGAAGGAGGCAGCUGCCUUUCCUCCAAUCAACAAUUGCCAGGGACAGGGGGAGAUUUGCAGGAGCUACAUGAGAGCCCCCGCCCCCCACUGGUUGGGAGGGUGGAGGUGGAGUGUUAUUCCAGACCGGAAUCAAGACUCGAAGGGGAUUUGCUGUGCCGGUAGCAGAGAGAAGGUUUGUGGAGACUUGUAGCCCUGAAUAUGAGGGGCUGGGACUGCCCGUCUGGAGGUCACGGCUGUCCUGCCUUGCCAUGAUUCCCCUGAAGUCAUCCUGGUACUUCUUGUGGGCAGACAAGCACUGACUGUUUCUCUCAUGGCUGGGGGUUGCAAUAAACUGGAAUUUUGUAA
Varanus komodoensis (Komodo dragon) is the source of this 1615-nucleotide messenger RNA. RefSeq names its product TARBP2 subunit of RISC loading complex (gene TARBP2). NCBI's taxonomy places the organism in Eukaryota, Metazoa, Chordata, Lepidosauria, Squamata, Varanidae. Gene Ontology annotation, molecular function: pre-miRNA binding; double-stranded RNA binding; siRNA binding. Gene Ontology annotation, cellular component: RISC-loading complex. The record is from RefSeq and is a predicted model, not a curated record. Gene Ontology annotation, biological process: regulation of viral transcription; regulation of siRNA processing; regulation of miRNA processing. Bases 92 to 1195 code for a protein of 367 amino acids. The transcript is spliced from 9 exons.